CGGUGCGUCGCAGUCUGCAGCCGAGGGGCCGAGGCGGCGACAGCGGGACGGACAGGCGGAGACAGACCGAGGGAGAGACACACAGAGAGGAACCCGUCCUGCGUCCUGCGUCCUGCGUCCUUCUCCCGGCAUGAGUUACUACGGGUCCCAGCAGGACCUGGACCGCCGGGCCGGGUCCAAGGGCGACCUGGCGCGCGCGGGGACCUACCAUUACGCGCGGAGCGAGAACUGGCACGGCGGCGGUAACGGAUACGACCCGUACGCGGACGGAUACAAAUCCUUGUCCUACUCCAAGACCACGAAGGGCGGCGCGGGGGUCGCGACGCUGAGCAGAACGCUGGGCGGCGGCGGCGGCGGCGGAGGCGGCGGAGGCGGCAUGAUGAGCACCGGAGGUGGCAUGAUGAGCACCGGAGGCGGCAUGAUGAGCGGCGGAGGCGGCAUGAUGAGCACCGGAGGCGGCAUGAUGAGCACCGGAGGCGGCAUGAUGAGCGGCGGAUGCGGCAUGAUGAGCACCGGAGGCGGCAUGAUGAGCACCGGAGGCGGCAUGGUGAGCGGCGGAUGCGGCAUGAUGAGCACCGGAGGCGGCAUGGCAGAGGGAAUGAGCUCCAGCCUCAGUGCCAUCCACCAGAGGGCCAUGGGCCUGCAGGCCCAGUGCCAGGAGUACCUGCAGAAGUCCGAGUACGCCCUUCAGUCGGGCGGCGCCACCAGCGACGCGGAGCGCUACAUGGCGAUGGCCAGAGAAACCAUCGAGCAGAUGAAGACCUGCGCCAUGGACCUGAGGCAGCUGGGACAGCCCAACGACAACGUGGUCCGAACCCUGGAGCUGUGCAGGGACCAGCUGAAGGGCGUCCACAUGGCCAUGACGGGCUCCAUGAAAAGGAGGAGGAGCACUAGAGAGAGCGUCGGCGCCUGGGAGGAGCCGGGGAGGAGCUUCAAUGACGCCAUCGCCUGGAUUACGCAGCAGAAGCGUCUGAUCGAAACUGCCCAAUGGGGAGACGACUCCGCCGCCAUCGAGCAGCAGCUCAUCAGCCACCAGAAGUUUCACAGCUCCAUCCAGAGGAGCCCCGAGGUGGACCGGGCCCGGGACGACCUGGCCAAGAAAGGAGACAAAGGGAAUAUUCACGCCCUGGACCAGGAGUGGGACAGUCUCCAGCAAAUGUCGUUCGGUCGGACGGAGCAGCUGCGAGAGCUGCAGGAGAUCAUCCAGGAGAUUUCCAAGGAGAUCAUGUGGGUGAACGACCGGGAGGAGGAGGAGCUGGUGUUCGACUGGGGAGACAAGAACAUCGACCAGUACAUCCCCAAGAAGCAGGAGGGCUACUCGAACCUGAUGAGCGCCCUGGAGGACAAGGAGAAGGACCUGAAUAAACUCAAAGCCAAAGUGGACGCGCUCCUGAAGAACAACCACCCGGCCUCAGACAAGAUCGAGGCGUACAAAGACACGCUGCAGACCCAGUGGAGUUGGCUCCUUCAGAUAACCAAGUGCAUCGAUACUCACCUGAAGGAGAACGGAGCGUACAGCCAGUUCUUCAAAGAGGCCAACGAGACGUACGGCAUCCUGCAGAAGGAGCACGAGACCGUUCGUAGGAAGUUCACCUGUGACAAGAACACGUCUCUGGAGAACCUGCUGGAGCUGGUCCAAGGACUGGAGAGGGAGAAGGAGAAGAUCAUGGACAACAAGAGGCAGGUGCAGCAUCUGGUCAACAAGUCGAAGAGCAUCGUGAGACUGAAGCCCAGGAACCCCGAGGACAAGAGCAGCAGCCAAGUCAUCGUCAAGGCUCUGUGCGACUUCAAGCAAGACCAGAAGGUGAUCUGCAAGGACAACGAGGCCAUCCUGAAUGACAACAGUCAGCGCAGCAAGUGGGAGGUGACCGGCCCGGGGGGACUGGACAUGCUGGUGCCGUCCGUGUGUCUGAUCAUACCGCCGCCCAACCCCAUCAGCGUCAGCCUGGCUCACAAGAACGAGCAGUACUACGGGGCCAUCCUGUCCAUCUGGAAUCAGCUGUACAUCAACGCCAGGAGUCUCAUCGCCUGGCAGUACUGUCUCCUGGAUAUCAGAAGCAUCAACUCCCUCAACAUAUCCAUGCUGGCCAAGAUGCGUCCUGAGGAGUAUCGCCUGAUGAUCAAGAACCUGGAGACUCACUGGGAAGAGUUCAAGCGCAGCUACCUCGGCUCGCAGAUGUUUGCCGACGAGGACAAGAGCAACAUGGAGAAGCAGUUCACCGGCGCCCAGGCCCGCUACGACCAGCUGGUGGUGGAGCUGCCGACCUACAUCGCACAUCAGGAAGAAGUAGUGGCACAGGAAUCAGCCGGGCAGCAGCAGGAACGAGCUGCCGCGGAGGCGGAGGCGGAGGCGGAGGCCUGGAGGCUGGAGGAAGAGCGGCGGAAAGCGGAGAGGAAGAAGCUGGCGGCGAGGAAAGCGGACGUGAAGAAGGAGGUGAAAGUGACCAAGACAGAGCCGCCGAAGAAGAAGGUGCAGGUGUCCUCCUCAACCUCCCGCAGCCUAUCAGAUCUGCAAGCGCUCAGACUGAGGCUGGAGGCGGCCGAGGGCUCGCUGAGCCAGCACGUUCACAUCUGCCUCGGGGACGACGGGGCGCACGAGUGCGGCCUCAGGAUCACACAGUUGGAGGGGGAGCAGCGCGACAUAGACUCGAUUCGUGAGGAAUACUCACGUCUGAGGGAGCAUAUCCUGAAGGAGCUGGAGGGCAUGAAGGAUUCAGAUAAAGCCCAGUUCCUCCGCAGCGAGUUGGGCAGCACCAACGAAAGACUGGGCAGCCUGGAUAGCAGCUAUGCUGCUUUCCUACAGAGGCUGCAGGCUCUAAUGGACAUGCUGGAGAGUGUGGCCCGAGCGGAGGACAUCGUGAAAGUUAACGAGGCGAGACUGACGGAGAAAGAUACAACCUCUCUGUCGCCGAGUGAAGUGGAGGAUUAUAUAUCGGAGCUGAAGAAUAUCAAAGCAGAGCUGGAUCAGAAGAAGGAGGUCGUGGCCGCCAUGGAGGCCCAGUUGGCCAAUGCGAGCCACUGGAACGGCCAAGUGGUCGGUACCUUCCACAGGUGUGACCUGAUGCUGUCCAAAUACACUGAGCAGGUGGGACUGCUGUUGGACCGCUGGAGACGAAUCCAGGGACAGAUCGACAUGAGAUUCCAGGAUCUGCAGCUGUAUCUGCCCCAGCUACAACACUACAAGCAAACCAGCAGCUCCUUUGAUGAAUGGAUCGAUGCCACGCGGAAAAAACAGGACGCCCUGCAGGCCACCAAGAUAGACAACGUCCAAACACUGAAAGACAACAUCAACAACCAGAAGGCACUGAACAUGGAAAUCAAAGCGAGGAGAGAGACAUUGGACAGUGUGCUGAAGGACAACGAGGCCUGUGUGACUUCUGUCAAGGACUAUGAGGCAUACCUCGCCUCUUACACAUCUGGCCUGGAGACUUUGCUCAACAUCCCGAUCAAGAGGACAAUGCUGAAGUCCCCAUCAAUGGAUCUCAAUCAGGAGGCAACACAUCUCCAGACGCGUUACAUGGAGUUGUUCACCCUCUCUGGUGACUACUACAAAUACCUGGGAGAGCUGCUCAAAAACAUGGAGGAGCUCAAGAUGCGCAACACCAGGAUUGACCUGUUGGAGGAAGAGCUUCGCCUGCUGAAGGAGGACAUGCAAGACCGCAACUCCAAGAACAAAUCACUGGAAGACAGUGUCGCCCGCUACCAGCUGGAGCUGUCCCAGUCCCAGAACCAGCUGCUGUCGAUGGAGGAAGUCAAGCAAAACACGGCGCUCCAGUGCAACUCCACCAAGGAAAGCCUAGAGACCACUCAGAACCAGCUGGCAGACCUCAACGAUCAGGUGGGGCGACUCAACUACUCGCUUGAGGAAGAAAAGAGUAAGAGGAGGCUGGCAGAGGAGCGCUACACCCAGCAGCAGGAGGAGUAUGAGUCAGUGCUGAGGAAGAGGCAGAAGGAGCUGGAGACGGUCAGCUGGUCCAAGGUGGAGGUGGAGAAGAGCGUGGUCACUAAGGAUCACGAGAUCGAACAGCUGCGGCAGCAGCUGGCGGAGGAGGCAGCGAGGAUUAAGGAGCUACUGAAGGAGAUAUCAAAGGUAAGGAGCCAAUGCAGUGCCGAGGUCAGUAACUUAAAGCUGAGCUACGAAUCCCACGUCAGCGUCAGUCGCACAGACAUUCAGAGACUGGCGGCCCUGAGGGAUGAGGAUACAGCUGAGCUCCGGCUGCAGUAUGACAGGAUGGAGGCGGAGAGGAAGGAUAUGGAGGAGGAGCUCAGGAGGCUCAGGAUGUCUUUCAGCCAGGCUGAGGACCAAAAGAAUAGGGCAGAGGAGGAAGCCCACAGUCAGCGUGCUGUCAUCACGGAGGAAGGGCGCAGGAGGAGAGAGCUGGAGAGUCAGGUGGAGGUGCUGAUGAGGCAGAGAGACAAGGAGAGCAGCAAGUACAGAGAAGAGCUGGCGGAGGUCAUGAACGCCCUGCAGGAAAAGACUGAGCAGCUGGUCUACGUCACACAUACUCUAGAGGAGGAGACCCGCAGGAGAAAGACCACAGAGGAAGGGCAGGAUGUGCUUGAAGAGAGUCUGGCCCAGCUGCAGGUGAAGCUAACCAAUUUGUCAAAAGCUGGGACCCAGCUGAGGGAGUGCCAGGGGGAGCUUGAGAAGAUGCGGUCAGAGCUGGAGAUGGAGAGCAGGGAGCGAAGCAGGGUAGAACAAAACGUGAGCAGGCUACAGGGACGCAUCAAGGACCUGCAGACCGUGAGGGAUGGGCUGGAGAGCCAGGUGGAGAAUCUGAGGAAGGCCAGCCAAGACGAAGUGGCCAGAAGAAGGCAGGUGGAAACAGAGCUGGAAAAGACCACCAUGACGAUGACAGAGUACACGAGCACCAUCGCCGCUCUACGCCAGAGCCAAGAACAAGCCAGCACGUCAGGAAAGAGAGGUGAAGAAGAGCGUCAAAGGUUGCAGGAGGAGCUGGAGAGAAGCUCGAGACAAAGCAAGACCUCUGCAGAGCACACGGCCAAGCUGAGUGCUGAGCUGAAGGCUCUGCAGCGGCAACUCCUCCAGGAGCAGGCGCGAGUCAAGGAGGCAAACCUUCUUCUUUACAAAACCACGGAGGAAAAAAUGAAGGAAGUAAACGAGAACUCCGCUGAGCUUCAAAGACUGAAGGAGAUGACAGAAACCCAGACCAAGGAGAGGCUGGGGCUGGAGGAGGAGCUAAGAAAAGCAAGACAUGAUAAAGAGGAACUGUUGAAAUCCAAAAAGGGAAGUGACGAUGAGCUCUCCUCCCAGAUCACUGCCCUGGACCUGCAGCUAAAGGCCAGUGAGCGGAGCAAUGUAGAGUACCGUAACCUGGUCUCAGAGCUCUCCUCCGAGAGGGAGAAACUCAAGCUGGAGACUGAGCGAAUACAAAAGAUGGCCACUGAGACAACAGCCACGAUGAAUUCCUAUCAGUCACAGUACAGUGAGAUUGUAAAGGAGAGAGAUGCUCUGUUGCUGAAAUUGCAAUCGUCCGAUAAGGACAAAGAUCGCUCCCUAGGGCUAGAAGAGGAACUCAAUCGCAUUAAACUGUCCCUCGAUUCUGAGGUUCGCAAUAAACAACAUCUACAGGAUGAGAACGAAAGGGUAAAGAAGGAUUUAAGUUACUGGAAGGACCAAUAUGAGGGCAAGCAGAGUCUGAUCAGGCAAUAUGACACAGACAAGGAGCGUAUGGAGAGGGAAAAGAGCUCUUUGAAAAGUGAGAUUGAAAGGCUAAUGAGGGAACUCAGGGAGCUUGAGGAGACAUAUAAAAAUAGGCUGUUAGCCAUCCAGAAAGAACUGCAAGAUGUGACCAUAGUCAGAAAAAACAUGGAGACCGAACUUAAGAGCGCUAGAGAGCCCCCAACCUUGGAUGGUGCAACUUUGAUUUUUGAUGGAGUCCGAAAGCCAGUUACAGCAAACCAGCUACUUGACUGUGGUGUGUUAGACAAGCUAACAUUUGACCAGCUUGUGAAGGGGCAAAAGACUGUCCCCGGGGUAUCUGUCGACAAAAAAAUCAGCCUUAAAGGGACAGGCCCGAUUGCUGGCGUGGUUGUUGAAAGUCCAAAAGGUCAUGGUUCCAUCAGUGGACCUCUCCACAAAAUGACUUUCACCGAAGCCAAGACAGAGAAUCUCCUGCCACCAGAUAGCGUUGACCUACUACUGGAUGCUCAGGCUGCCACAGGCCACAUCAUUGACCCGAGAACAAACCAGAAGUUGACAGUUCAGGAGGCAUGUGAUCAAGGUGUAGUUGAUGAAGAGGACAGAGAGAGGUUGUUAGCAGCAGAAGCCGCAGCUGUAGGAUAUGGUGGCCCUGGCACAAGCAAACCCAUUUCAGUAUAUCAGGCCAUGAAGAAAGGACUGGUUGACAAGAGCACAACACUACGUCUGCUACAAGCCCAGGAGUCUGUGGGAGGCAUUCUAGAUCCUGUACUUAGUGUGUUCCUUCCCAAAGACACAGCCAUUAAGCGUGAUCUAAUUGAUGAUGACAUAAAUCGUGCUUUGAAUAAGAGGCCUGAGCUCUACCUGGACCCAGACAGUGAGAAAGGUACUACUUAUAAGGCAAUGAAGAAGAGAUGUAAGGUAGAUCCGCACACCGGCCUUCUGCUUCUUCCUGUCUCUGAUAAGACAGACCCGUCAAAACUUGUCUUUGAUGGAGUUCGGAAACCUGUCACAGCCAAGCAACUGCUUGAUUGUGGAGUCCUUGACAAGCCAACACUUAAAGACCUAGAAAAGGCCAAGAAAACUGUCCCAGAUGUGUCUGUAGAGAAAAAUGUCAAUCUGAAGGGGACUGGACCCAUUGCUGGUGUUUUAGUAGGGAGUCAAGGCAAAAUGUCCUUAUCAGAGGCUAAGAAACAAAUGCUUCUGAGUAAUGGUUGUGCAGAUUUGCUUCUGGAAGCCCAGGCGGCCACAGGCCACAUCAUUGACCCUAUAAACAAUAAGAAGCUGACAGUAGAGGAAGCAUGUGCCAGAGGACUGGUGGAUAUUAGAGAUCGAGACAAAUUAUUGGCAGCAGAGGCCGCUGCCAUGGGAUACAAGGAUUCGAGCGCAUCCAAGCCUCUAUCAGUGUUUGAGGCUAUGAAGAAGGGAAUAAUUGACAGGAAUACGGGGCUACGUCUCCUGCAAGCCCAGGAGUCAGUGGGAGGAAUUCUAGAUCCCAGUCUCAGUGUGUUUCUACCUAAAGACACAGCAAUCAAGCACAACCUUUUAGAUGAAAACCUUCGUAAUGCUCUUAACAAGAGUCCUGCUUGUUACCUUGACCCAGACACUGAACAGGAUGUCAGCUAUGGGGCAUUGAAGAAAAGAUGCAAGACAGAACCCCACACAGGUCUCCUGCUUUUGCCAAUCACUGAAAAGCUAGAUUCUUCCAAACUCAUCUUUGAUGGUGUACGUAAACCAGUAACAGCACAGCAGUUGCUGGAUUGCGGAGUGCUCGACAAACCAACAUUUAACCAGCUAAUAAAGGGUGAGAAAACUGUCCCAGAGGUGUCUGUGGAUAAGAAGGUAUUUCUUAAGGGAACAGGAUCAAUUGCCGCUGUGGCAGCUGGACCUUUAGGGAAAAUGUCUUUAUCUGAAGCCAAGAGACAGAUGCUUAUGCCCACAGAUAGUGCAGAUAUGCUACUGGAUGCUCAGGCUGCCACAGGCCACAUAAUUGACCCCAAAACCAAUCAGAAGCUGACAGUAGAGGAAGCAUGUGCCAGGGGAGUGGUGGACAAUAGGGAUCGAGACAGACUCUUGGCAGCAGAAGCUGCUGCUGUGGGCUUCCGGGAUCCUAGCACUGCUAAGCCAGUUUCAGUGUCUGAGGCAAUGAAGAAGGGAUUAAUUGACAGGAAGACUGGGCUACGCCUUCUGCAGGCCCAGGAGUCUGCAGGGGGCAUUCUAGAUCCCAACCUCAGUGUGUUCCUCCCGAAAGAAAUAGCUAUAAAACGCAAUCUUUUGGAUGAAGACCUCUUGUAUGCGCUAAACCAGAGUCCUAAAUAUUAUCUUGACCCAGACACUGAGCGUGAUGCUAGCUAUGGGGCUUUAAAGAAAAAAUGCAAAACAGAGUCACACACAGGCCUAAUUAUUCUGCCAAUCACUGAGCGGAAGGACCCUUCCAAACUAAUGUUUGAAGGGGUCCGCAAGUCAGUCUCAGCACAGCAGCUGUUUGAAUGUGGAGUCAUUGACAAGCCAACUUUUAACCAGCUAGUGAAAGGGGAGAAAACGGUUCCAGAGGUAUCUGUGGAAAAGAUGGUUUAUCUGAAGGGUACUGGACCUAUUUCUGGAGUGAUGGCAGGGCGUCAAGGAAAAAUAUCUUUGUCAGAAGCGAAGAAACAGAAGCUUCUGCCUGAUGAUUGUGCAGAUUUGCUGUUGGAAGCUCAGGCUGCAACAGGCCACAUCAUUGACCCUAAAACUGAUAACAAGCUGACAGUAGAGGAGGCAUGUGCUAAAGGAGUGGUAGACAUUAGUGAUCGAGACAGAUUGUUGGCAGCAGAGGCUGCUGCUGUGGGAUACAAGGAUCCUAGUUCUGGCAAGCCUCUUUCAGUGUUUGAGGCCAUGAAGAAGGGGCUAAUUGACAGGAACACUGGGCUACGCCUCCUUCAGGCCCAGGAGUCAGUGGGGGGAAUUCUAGAUCCUAAUCUCAGUGUGUUCCUGCCAAAAGACACAGCUAUCCAACGCAACCUUUUGGAUGAAAACCUCCGUCAUGCUCUAAAACUGAGUCCGGCUUGUUACCUUGACCCAGAACCUGAGAAUGAUGUCAGUUAUGGGACUUUGAAGGAAAGAUGUAAGACAGAGCCUCGCACAGGCCUACAACUUUUGCCCAUCUCUGAGACUUUUGACCCCACCAAACUACUUUUUGACGGUGUCCGUAAAACAGUCACAGCACAGCAGUUGCUUGAAUGUGGGGUGCUGGAUAAACCUACUUUGCACCAACUUAUAAAAGGGGAGAAAACUGUCCAAGAUGUUUCUGUUGAUAAGAGGGUCUUCCUGAAGGGGACAGGGUCAAUUGCUGGUGUUGCUGCUGGACCUUUAAAGAAAAUGACCUUUACAGAGGCAAAGAAACAGAAUAUUAUGUCUUCUAGCUGUGCUGAUUUGCUACUUGACGCCCAGGCAGCUACAGGCCACAUCAUUGACCCCAAAACUAAUCAGAAACUGACAGUAAAAGAAGCAUGUGCCAGAGGAGUAGUGGAUAAAGGGGAUGAGUCAAAGUUAUUUGCAGCUGAGGCUGCCGCCAUAGGUUACAGAGACCCAAAUACUACCAAGCUCCUGUCAGCAGGCCAGGCCAUGAGGAUGGGAUUAAUUGACAAGGACACAGCUUUACGUAUACUUCAGGCUCAAGAGUGUGUAGGGGGAAUUUUGGACCCCGCCAUCAGUGUUUUCCUACCGAAAGACAUUGCUAUGGAUCGGGGUCUCAUAGAUGAUGACCUAUACCAGGCCCUGAAUCAAGGUCCUAAGUGUUAUCUGGACCCAGAAUCCCAACAAGCAAGCACAUAUGUAUCUCUGAAGAAAAAAUGUAAAGCUAAUCCAAGCACAGGUCUUUUGUUUCUACCUGAAACUAAAGAGCAAUUUACUGUCCGGGGGCUCAGGGAACCGGUGUCAGUCGCAGAUCUGGUCGAUGCAAACCUGCUGAAACAGUCUGAUAUAGACCUACUAAACAAAGGCAAGUUAACAAGUAAGGAGAUUGAAGACCGUCUGCACACCUACCUUAGAGGUUCCGCCUGCAUAGCAGGAGUUUAUGAUGAAGCCAACGAUAAAGUUAUGCCCAUCUAUCAGGCCAUGAAAGAUAAGCUGUUGCGACCUGGGACUACCCUGGAACUGCUUGAGGCCCAGGCUGCCUCAGGUUUUAUAAUUGAUCCCAUCAACAACCUGUAUUUGACUGUUAGUGAAGCCUAUAAUAAAAGACUCUUUGGGCCAGAGUUUAAGGAUAAGCUGCUUGCAGCAGAGAGAGCUGUGACUGGUUUCAAAAUGCCUGGUACAGACAAGAUUAUCUCUCUCCUUCAGGCCAUGGAGAGAGGUAUAGUGGAGAAAGGUCAUGGCAUCCGUCUACUAGAGGCCCAAAUUGCCAGUGGUGGUAUCAUUGAUCCUGAACACAGUCAUCGCAUUGACGUGAAUGUAGCCUAUAAGAGAGGUUACUUUGAUGAAAAAAUGAACAAGAUCCUGACAGAUGAGGAUGAUGAUACCAAGGGUUUCUUUGACCCCAACACGGAGGAAAACCUUACCUAUCUGGACCUUAAGAAACGCUGUAUUACAGAUAAGAAGACCGGCCUUUUUCUUCUGCCUAUCGUGGACAAGAAAAAGUUAGAGUCAACUCACAAGAACACUAUGAGAACGAGGAGAGUGGUAAUUGUGGAUCCAGAAACUAAUAACGAGAUGACGGUUCGUGAAGCAUAUGACAAAGGGUAUAUUGACUACGACACUUAUCUGGAGCUGUCCCAGCAGGAGUGUGAGUGGGAGGACAUCACCACCACUGCUCCAGAUGGUUCUGUACGGUUGGUUAUCAAUGACAAGAAGACUGGAAAACAGUAUGACAUUAAUGAUCUGCUUGAAAAGCGAGUUAUUGACCAUACAGUUCUAGAUCAGUACCGCUCACAUACCAUCACCCUCGCUGAAUUUGCAGAUAUUAUCACUAAAAAGACAAAACCUGGAUCACUUUCAUCAUCAUCAUCAUCAACAACCUCAAAACCAUCUGCUUUAUCUUCAGUGACAGCCUCAUCAUUAACUUCAAGAACAUCAGCAUCUUCAGUUACAUCUUCAUUGACAUCAUCAUCAACUUUAAGAACAUCAGAAGCCUCAAUGACAUCAUCAUCAUCAGUUGUGCCGAGACCCUUAUCACCCACUCUAGCCAAGAUGACCACAACAAGAACUACCACUAUCACAGAGCGUGGUGGUAAAAUGAGCAGUUUUGCUCCAGACUCACCUGACUCCCUUAAGCAUAAAGCCAGCAUGUCUAUCACUCUGGCCUCUCCUGUUGAGGCAGUGGGUGAACAGGAACCUGUGGGUGCCAUCUUUGACACAGAGUCUCUAGAGAAGAUAACCAUCAUGGAGGCUGUAAAUCGUGGUCUGUUGGAUUCAAUCACUGGUCUGAGACUGCUGGAGGCCCAAGCCUGCACUGGAGGAAUCAUCAAUCCCACAACUGGCAGUAGGCUUGGCAUCCGAGAGGCCUCCCGCCAGGGCAUAAUAGAUGACGACUUUGCCACCAAGCUCAAGCCUGCACAGAAAGCCUAUUUUGGCUUUGAGGAUGUAAAAACCAGGAAAAAGAUGUCUGCCGCUGAGGCCUUGAAGGAGAUGUGGCUGCCACAUGAGGCAGGGCAGAGGUUCUUGGAGUACCAGUUUGUAACUGGGGGGCUUUAUGACCCAGAAGUGGGCUGCAGAAGAUCCAUAGAGGAUGCUUUGAAAAUGGACUGGCUGGAUGUGAGAUCAGCCCAGAAGCUCCAAGACAUCAGACACCACACAAAGAAUCUGACCUGCCCCAAGAGCAAACUUAAGAUCUCUUACAAGGAGGCUCUGGAUAAUUGCCUGGUGGAGGAAAGCACUGGGGUUAGAAUGCUCCAGGCAUCAACUGUGUCCUCAAGAGGGAUCAGCAGUCCAUACAAUGUCAGCUCUGCCCCAGGAUCCACCACAGGCUCCAGGAGUGGCUCACGACGAAGCUCCCGCAGGAGCAGCGUGGACCUGGGCACUCCCACCUCCUCCUCAUUAACGACUCGCUACUGUCAUACAAGCUUUUCCAACUUCUCCAGCCAUUAAAUCAUGCAAAGAAAGGGUCAUGUACAUGCAAGCUCUUAUCUUGCAACUGAAUCAUCUAUUUUUAAUGUUUGGAAAAGCAACUGAGUUAAAGAAUAGAAAUGUGUGAGUUGUGUAUGAGGAGAAAAAUUCAAGUUUAACAUUUAAAAUUCUUGAACUUUUUAAAUAGUUUUAUGUUUUAGGUUUGGUGUUGCUAUGCUUUUGAAAUGCUGGGUCCAAUGACCAUGAACACUAUAAUGAGAAUGGAUUUUAUUAUUAAUACAAGUCAUCUUAAGGUAUUUGGUUUGAAAAUGAAGUGUUUGUUAUUAUGAAUGUUGGUGCCCCCUAAAAUAGGCUUAAAAAUAAUGGCCAAACUCUCGCAUGGACAUAUUUCAAAUCUGUUUUUUAGGAUCUUUUUUGAAUAUAACUACUUUUUAAACCUUGCAUUGGUAAGAUAAAUUAAGGGUAGUAUGUUUACAUUUAUUUGACAUUAAAAUAUCCUGUUUUGUGCGAGGAGGGAUGCAUGGCUGGGUUGCAUUUAUUAGCUUAACAAUUCUUUUCUUUUUUUUUACUGGAUCAGUUGUUAACCAUUGUUCCUUGUACUUUCAUGCUUAAACUUUUGUAACUUUCUCAGUAUCUCACAAUAAAAAAAACCUAACGUUUGA
Molecule: messenger RNA, 12366 nt
Organism: Scophthalmus maximus (turbot)
Lineage: Eukaryota; Metazoa; Chordata; Actinopteri; Pleuronectiformes; Scophthalmidae
Product: desmoplakin
Exons: 24
Coding region: 131-11725 (3864 amino acids)
Biological process (GO): wound healing; intermediate filament cytoskeleton organization; cell-cell adhesion
Cellular component (GO): cytoskeleton; intermediate filament; cytoplasm
Molecular function (GO): structural molecule activity
Source: RefSeq, a predicted model, not a curated record